Messenger RNA from Pseudocercospora fijiensis CIRAD86, 2070 nucleotides. RefSeq lists its product as uncharacterized. Lineage: Eukaryota; Fungi; Ascomycota; Dothideomycetes; Mycosphaerellales; Mycosphaerellaceae. Gene Ontology annotation, molecular function: protein-membrane adaptor activity. Gene Ontology annotation, biological process: nuclear envelope organization. The coding region runs from base 1 to 2070 and encodes 689 amino acids. The transcript has a single exon. The record is from RefSeq and is a predicted model, not a curated record. Gene Ontology annotation, cellular component: nuclear envelope; meiotic nuclear membrane microtubule tethering complex.
AUGUCUGGCCGCAAUCAGACACCGGCAACAACACGCCAAACACGCUCUCGUGCACAGACGCCACUGCCAGCAUUGCCAACACGUCAGUCGCACGCGUAUGGCGCUCAAGGCAAAGCCGCCAUAGCGUCGCAAGUCAAUACAACUCAAUCUGGCUUCCAGAAUGCAUUCGCAAACAACACACGCAAACGUGGCACAACUCGCGAACCAACGCGCGAUCCCUCACCAGAAGGUGCCGCACCAUCCAAUAACAACCGCUUUCGCAAGAAGACCAAAGCACCAGAACUAGUUCCACGAGCAGAAACCUAUGUCGAUGACGAGCCCGAGGUAGAAGACGAACCUGCGCUUGAACAAGAACGUGCACCAAAGACCAAUGGCUUUGCUUGGAAUGGCCCAGGUCGCCAAGCAAUUUUGGAGUCGACUCCCGACGACGCAAGACCCGCCACCUCUCUUCAAAACAGCGCACUCUACACUGCUUCCCACGGUCCCCCACCGCCUCCACCUCCACCACCGAGGCAGCCGACUGACCCAUUCGGCCGCAAUCCAGAGCGUCAAGAAGCGCAUGCUCGCCCAGAGCGAUUCCAACCAAACUCAUUCAUGGUAUUUAUUCACACAUUACCGCGGUACCUUCGGAGGCUUGUCAGCGAUGCUAAUGGCCUCAAGGGUAUCCUCUCAAUCGUGCUUCUCACAAUUGCAGCUCUGAUUGCCAUGGCACGUCUACCGCUGCCAAAUUCGCUCGCGCAGCUCAGACAUCACGCUCUCGUGGAGACGGCUUGGAUCAUCGGCCUACCAGGAUACUCGUCGCCAAAGGAGCUCCAACUGCGCUGGGAAAUGUUUCUGAACGAUGAUGCUUUCUGGGAUCUCCUGCCACCAAAUCAGACUAUACCGAGCUUGCAGUACGGUAUCAACGCUCAUUUCAAAUCUCGACUCGACAAGGCCGACAACGCUACGGAAGCCAUGCGACAGACCAUCGCUGUGCAGCAAGCUGCAAUUGCAGAGCUGCAACGCAUUCUGCCGCGCACCAUUGUUACCGAAGAGGUGGACGGCGAAUGGCAAAUACCAGCUCACUUCUGGAAAGCGCUCUCCGACAAGAUGACACGACCAAGCGACUCAUCUGAAAUCUGGGACCACUUCAUCCAGAGCAACGAAGAGAAGCUACAAGCUGUCUUUCUGGGAGUUUUAGAUCAAGAGAUGGAUAAUGUCGCCUCUCGUCAUCAACUCGUCAGCAAAGACGCCUUCCAAGCCGCCAUGGUUGCGAACAACAGGCUCAUGGAAGAGGAGAUGGCGGAAACGCUCCACAAAUUCCGCACAGAAAUCUUGACUGAAGCUCGCGACGUUGCCAAGGACACUCUCGAGAAGUCUGAAAUUAUGGCUAUGGCUCGCGCUAAUAUUGCCGCUCUUGGCAAUGCCAACGUCGUCUACAAUACGGACAAGGCUCUUCGCCAGGUCAAUUACCUCUCAGUCGGCAGCGGCGCUGCAAUUGACCCUCGCACCACCUCCAAGACACAGCACCCAUCCAAUACAUGGUACUACUGGCUUGGCACAAAAUUCGGCAUCUGGACUCAAGUCCCAAACCCACCAUCUUCAGCUAUCCAGGCGUGGGACGAGACCACGCAGUGCUGGUGCUCCGCCAACUCUACCGAACACAGAGCGCAGCUUGGUGUCAGGCUAUCGCGUAAGAUCUGGCCGACCGAGCUUACCAUCGAGCACGCCCCUGCUAUGGCAACCCGCAACAUCGCUGCAGCUCCGAAGGACUUCGAGGUGUGGUUCGAGCUUGACCCGGCCGAAGCGGACCGCAUUUAUGAGGAAAUCGGUGGCAAAACCUCGCGCUUCGCUGGCGACCGACCAUGCUCCAGCACGCCGCCAGACGACUUAAGACCUUGGGCCUGCCUCAUGACCGACUGGUACGACAUCGACAGCCACAAUUUCGUCCAGUCUUUCAAAUUCUUUCCAGACAUGCAGAGCCACGGUAUCAGCACGAACAGAGUCGUAUUCCGAGUGACGGACAAUUGGGGAGCCGAUCACACGUGUAUGUACAGGUGGAGGCUCGCUGGAGAGGAGGUUCCGCAGUGA